Sphenostylis stenocarpa is the source of this 171-nucleotide messenger RNA. Lineage: Eukaryota; Viridiplantae; Streptophyta; Magnoliopsida; Fabales; Fabaceae. The record is from the annotation of a GenBank genome assembly.
ACAAACAAAGACAAGAAAGCACUUUUUAACACCCGGCGCAUCGGCCACCUGAACAGUAAGCCGCCACUACCACCAGUCCUACGCAGUGGACUGUACCAGCCUGAUAGGGGGUUCAUACCUAUCAACCUGCGCACGCGGUGCGCUCGAUCUGCGCUCGAGCCGGAUCGAUAA